Struthio camelus australis is the source of this 2715-nucleotide messenger RNA. The record is from RefSeq and is a predicted model, not a curated record. NCBI's taxonomy places the organism in Eukaryota, Metazoa, Chordata, Aves, Struthioniformes, Struthionidae.
AACGCCAUUUUUCAGACUAGGGCUUAUGCGUGGUGGUGGAGCAGCCUGUCCCCAGCAGAAGGCCACGUUCCAGAGCCUGGAACGUCCUCCAAAUCCUUGGAUUUGGAGUAGCAGGAGUAGCACACCUGGGAAAGAAGUCCCUUCUUCAUCCUUUCAGGAUACCAGGCCUGAACAUCACAGACAACAGAAGGUCAAGAGAUCUCUGGGAAACAAAAAAUCUAAGCAAUUUGAGGAGCUGGAAACUACUGUCCUAGGACUGAACAGUAACUAUGAUGAGACAGUCAGCAACGUUUCUUCUGCCUCAUCCAAGAGUCGAGUGAACGGGAGUGCAGAGUCAAGAAGCAAGAGGACAAUUCGCAGGCCUGCUUACUGGUUGGAAAUGAGAGGAAUAAAAACCAGCAUUAACAAAACUUCAGGAAAAAAAGGAGAAGUACUAUUGAAAGGCAAGAGGAAAUCUGAGCAAGGGGAAGAUGAAGAUCUUAAAGACUCCCCCAAGAAGAAGCAAAAGAUUUCUGCAGGAAAAAAACAGCAAGCUGGAGCACAGCAAAACUCCAGAACAAAAGGUCACUGUGUUCAGAAAGAACCACAAACCUAUGGCACAGGUAGUAUGGAAGAACAAUGGUCUUUGGAAAUUCGGGACAAAGGCCGAGUUACCUGUCCAACGUGCAGGGCUGUGGUGAGAAAGACUGUAGAAGGACUGAAGAAGCAUAUGGCAAACUGCAGGCAGGAAAUGUUCACUUGUCAUCACUGUGGGAAGCAGCUGAAGUCUUUGGGAGGGAUGAAAUACCAUGUCAUGGCAGACCAUAAUAAUCAGCCAGUUGUGAAGGAGGGAGGAGAACUAGAUGAGCAGCGUGAGCGAGACCGCCUUCGGAAGGUUUUGAAGCGUAUGGGAAAACUAAAGUGUACAAGGGAGGGCUGCACAGGCAGCUUCACCAGCAUAAUGGGAUACCUAUACCAUACUAAAAAGUGUGGGAAAGCUGCUUCUGAGUUGGAGAAAAUGACUAUGAAAUGCCAUCACUGUGGAAAAGCAUACAAAUCAAAGGCAGGACUUGUCUACCAUCUCCGAUCUAAGCAUGGGCCGGUUGCUUUCUUCCAUGAAGAGAGAAGAACAGAGAGCUUGAAGGAAAUAAAACGGGAGCCAAAUAACACAGGCAGAGUUCAGAGGAGAUCUGCAAAGGUGGCAAUCUACUAUCUCCAUGAGUUAGCUGGAGAAGAGCUGGCCAAAGAAUGGCCCAAGAGGAAAGUGCUGCAGGACUUGAUUCCAGAUGAUCGAAAGCUGAAAUAUACUCGUCCUGGACUGCCUACAUUUAGUCAAGACGUGCUGUGCAAAUGGAAAACAGAGAUAAAGAUGUACCGAAGAGUCCACUGCCCAAACCAGGGUUGUGAAUCUGUAUAUGGCAGUGUCUCAGGACUCAAAUCUCACCUCGGCACGUGCACCUUGGGAGACUUUGUGGCUGGUAAAUACAAGUGUCUCCUGUGUGAAAAGGAAUUUGUUUCAGAGAGCGGGGUCAAGUAUCACAUCAACUCCGUGCAUGCUGAGGACUGGUUUGAUGUGAACACAACUACCACCAAAAGCUUUGAGAAGCUAAUGAAAAUCCGCCAAAGAGAAGAAGAGCAGAGGAAGCAGCGGAAGAAGCGUCCUUUGGCUCGGGGUAGAAAGAAGAGACCUGGGUCCCUGUCUGCCAAGAAACUCCCCAGUGUUGGAGUUGAAAGAACGAGGAGGAGUAAGAGGAGUCGCCCACAGCGGGUGGACAACGAGAGUGAGAGUAGCGAAGAGGGAGAGCCUCAAGUUGCGCAAAGAGCAGAAUUUCCAAAAACCUGCCGCAAACGAAGCCGGAAGUAAAUCUCUGGAGGAAGAGAGGGAGUAAUCCCAAAGCUUUUCAGUUACAAGCCCCACCUCUGUCAGGCUCACAACCCACAGUGCUAACAUAAGCAACUGAAUGUCUUUGGGACUGCGAUUCCACUCAUAACUUCUGUGACCUUGAUUUUGGAACUGUUGCGUCUGAUUGGUUGUGAGAGACUGCAAACCAAAGCUGUGGUGCACAGACUGCAUCUCCUGGUGCAUUUCCCUUGGACAGUGGCACUAGCAGUGUAUGUACCCGGUGUAGCUCAUGCCCUAGUUACAGUCUCAGUUUGGGUCACACUAGUUGCUUGUUUAGUGAUUUCCAGUGUAGCAGCUGUCUGUGUUUUGUCAUCUUACUUUGGUGGGUGAGAGCAGGGUUCUUUAUUGUGGCAGUUCUCUGUAUAAGAGGCUGACUAGCACUGUGUUUAGGUCUCUUUGAGGGAGGAAUCCUCUUUCUUGCACAAUAUACACACAAACUGAGCAGCACUGUGCAGCAUGCAAAGGCUUUAGCUUGCCCUGUAACUCAGUCCUGUCUGUUGUUGGCAAGGCUGCCAUAGAAGAGUGUAUACCUUCUUGGCAUGCGCUCCAGUGUGUUGCACAAGACACUGCCUGUACUUCGUACGUGGGUGUCCAGGCUCAGCACCAGCCGGUAGGAUAUGAUCUCUGGUCUGCUUGAGAGUGAUGGGACAGCUUUGUCACCCAUGUCAGAAACCUGAUGUUCUCCCUGGCAUCUGUCUCUGUAGCACUGGGCAUUGAAUACUUGUAGAGGAUCUUCCAGUCCCAUGGGGAAUAAGGACACAGAAUCACAGAAUCGUUUAGGUUGGAAGGGACCUCUGGAGAUCAUCUAGUCCAACCUCCCUGCUCAAGCAGGG